ACCAAAUAAACAUGGCCGCCUCCCCGCCGUCAGACGUGUGUGUGAAAAAUACGGUCGAAGAAAUGAAUUCUGCAAUGGAAACGGAGGAGUGCUCGGCCACGGAGAAUGGAGGGGAACCCGAAAAGAAGGACGUACACGACACUGAACCAGAAACAAAAGACACUUUUAAGAAACCGGCUCUUUUCGCAGCACCUUCUCUCGCCAGCAAACGCAGUAGCGUCGCUGCUCCGUCCAAACCAACAGCAGCCGAAAUAAAUAGUGUGACAGAAAACAACAAAGCUGAAGUGGCGGACACUACGAGUGGGGAUUCUUCGGGUCCUGUAAUUGAAAACAAAACCACCGAAAAAGGUCAAGAAGAGGACAAAAAGGGCAGUAAAGACAAAAAUGCGGCUCCUGUCAAAACCAAGCCAGAAGCUAAACCCAGGGCGCUUCCUACCAAAGGGCCCCCGGCUGGUAAAUUCCCCCCUCUCCCUUAUACAGAGCCGCACUGGGGUGGCAAGGCUCCAGAGAUCCCCUAUGCUCUGGAAAUCCUUAAAAACGGCACCAUAGUGGACACAGUACCCCUCACACAGAGCUACUUCGUGGUUGGACGUUUACCCGUGUGUGAUGUCUCUUUGGAGCAUCCCUCCAUCUCCAGGUACCAUGCAGUGAUUCAGUACCGCAGACAGGCUGGAGAGGGAGAGUCUGUCGGAGAAGAGAGAGGGUUUUACGUCCAUGACCUGGGCAGCACACACGGCACCGUGGUGAACAAGAACAAGAUUCCCCCGAAGACUUACAUCAGACUCCGUGUGGGACAUGUCUUAAAGUUUGGUGGGAGCACAAGGCUUUUUAUCCUGCAGGGUCCAGAGUUUGAUGAGGAAGAGGAGUCUGAGCUAACAGUGACAGAGCUGAGGGAGCGAGCCCAAAAACAGAAGGCAGAGCUGGAGAGGAGGAUGCUGGGAGAUGGUUCUGAUGAUGAUGAGCAGGACAAGGAGGAAGACGGGGAAGGCGAAAGCCACAAGAGCCAGAGCAAACAGUCAAAUGAAGACUCGGGCUGUUCAUGGGGAAUGGCUGAGGAGGCCGUUCCAGAGGAAGACGAGAACGAGGAAAACCCUUUUUCGACAGAGUUCCACGAGGACCAGGAAGCUGCCUACCUGAAAGACCCAAAGAAGGCUUUGCAGGGCUUCUAUGACAGGGAAGGAGAGGAGCUGGAGUUUGAGUAUGAAGACAAAAGCCAUGGCAGCUGGCUCUGCAGAAUAAAGCUUCCGGUGGAUGACGCCAUGGGCCGGCAGCUGGUUGCUGAGGUGGCCCACACAGGGAAGAAGAAAGAAGCAGCCAUCCAGUGCUGCCUGGAGGCGUGUCGAAUGCUGGAAGCCAGAGGGCUGCUGCGCCAGGAAGCAGUGUCCCGUAAGCGCAAGAAAAAGAACUGGGAAGACGAGGACUACUACGACAGUGAUGAUGACACCUUCCUGGAUAGAACCGGCGCUGUGGAGAAGAAGAGGCAGGAGAGAAUGAAAAGGGCGGGAAAGAUUGAGGAGCGGCCUGAGACCUAUGAAUCAUUGGUGGCCAAACUGUCAGAGGUGGAGAAGGAGCUGGCAGAGACUCAGAAAAAGCUCAGUGCUGGUAGGGGAGACUCCUCCGGCUCUUCCACCGAGGACCCGCUGGAUGCCUUCAUGAGUGCAGUGCGAAGCGAGGCAGCGAUGGACGCUGUGGAGCGCAGGAAGCUUCACAUGCACGUCGCCGACUUGCGCAAAGACGCUCAGAGGCUCAACAAACUAGUCGAACUCACGCGACCCACCCAGAUGCCCUCGUUGCUGCCGAGUGGUAGCUCAGAGCCAGAGAAGCCUAAAAAGACCUUACCACUGUUUGGAGCCAUGAAGGGAGGAAGCAAGUACAAACUGAAGACUGGUGCCAUCGGGAAGUUGCCUCCUAAGCGCCCCAACUUGCCUGCAGAGCUCUUCAACAUGAAAGAACUUCCACUUGGUGGAGAGGAAGAGGAGGAAGAGGAGGAGGAGGAGGAGGAGGCAGGGAAAAAUGAGGAUAAUGAUGAUGAAGAGUGUGCAGCUAUUACUGAGACUAACGUUGACCUCGAAGAGUCCAGUGCAUCCGUGUCUCAAGAGAACACUCCCUCACGGCGGCAGAGACCGCAACCAGCACAGUCCCGAGAGCCAAAAGCGGAGCAAAGCGGUGAGGAGGAGGAGCAGGUUCCUCAGCGCAGCAGCAACAAGGCUGUGGCCCCAUCCGGUCCAGCAGAAGGCGACAGUGAGCGAGCAGCAGAGCCCAGCCCCAGAAAGAAUGUGAAGAAGAAAAUGAUGGGCCCCAGCAAGCCACCAGUGCAGCUCUCAGGACAGUAUCCAGAGGACGACCCUGAUUAUUGUGUCUGGGUGCCUCCUUCAGGUCAGACUGGAGAUGGCCGCACACACCUAAACGACAAGUACGGCUACUGAGAGAAACAUAGGCGAGAGCUCUUGUGUCGCCACUCCACCAGCUUUUAUACGGCAGAUAAUACCUGCAACACAAAGCCUCCAGUCUCCUUAGCUCUGACCAUUAACCCCCUCCGCCCAAUCCAGUCCCUGUGUGUGGUUCAGCUUAGAAGAGCCUGAAAAAAAAAAUGGGAGCCUGUGAGAGACCGGGGACUUGCAACAGCAAAGGACAAGCAAAGAUAAUAAUGCUGCACCUUUUUAUUUAUCUUUUGGGGAUAUUUCCAUUCUCAGACUGCCAUAAACAAAAAGCACCAUUCCAAUUCACAUUAAACUGGCAUGCUUGGGGAAUUGCCCCCCCCGAGCAGACACUGGGCGUGCAGCCUGCUGGCACUUUUCACCCCUGACAAUAAUAGAGAUGGGUAGCACUUUGAAUUUUGUUCUUUUAUUUGUAUUGUAUAUCAUCCAAGCAGAAAAUAGAAAGGGACAGAGCAGGAGCAGUAACUGAUCUGAAUUCAGCUUUCUGGUCUUUGGCUGCUCCUCUUGCAGUUAAAUCCACCUGACAUCCACUCUGUAUCCCUACCCUAUUUGGCUUCAGUCGAUCGCUGGCAUAACCUUUUUUUUUUUUUUUUCCUUCUUCUUCAAACGAGAGUGUGUGGCAAGAAGGGAGAAAGAGGGAGAGCACUGAAGCAGCUUUUCUGACCAUCUGGACACUUGGAUGGCUUACUGAAUGAAACGCAAGCUGAUAAUGACUCAAGCUAAGUGGAGUGUGUGUGUGUGUGUGUGUGUGUGUGUGUGUGUGUGUGUGUGUGUGUGUGUGUGUGUGUGUGUGUGUGUGUCAGGGUCUACACCAACACACACAUAGUCCAACCUUCUCAAAGUUCUCUUUUUAACAAGAUUGUCUUGAUGAGCGAGUCAGCUAUUGGUGUGCGUUCGCCUAGAGCAGGAUUCCUCGCUCUGUGAAAUUCCACUCAGUGCUCUCCUGUUGGUUUUCUGCCAUACUUUCCACCCUCCUUUCCUGUCGUCUUUUCUCAAAACACAAAGUAAAGAAAUGUAAACUGUAUUUUGUUAUAUAAAUGUAUAAUAAAACUGCCUGUACAUAA
Siniperca chuatsi (mandarin fish) is the source of this 3502-nucleotide messenger RNA. RefSeq names its product solute carrier family 4 member 1 adaptor protein. The transcript is spliced from 14 exons. NCBI's taxonomy places the organism in Eukaryota, Metazoa, Chordata, Actinopteri, Centrarchiformes, Sinipercidae. The record is from RefSeq and is a predicted model, not a curated record. Gene Ontology annotation, molecular function: protein binding; mRNA binding. The coding region runs from base 12 to 2426 and encodes 804 amino acids.